This is a messenger RNA of Daucus carota subsp. sativus, 2273 nucleotides long. RefSeq names its product wax ester synthase/diacylglycerol acyltransferase 6-like. Gene Ontology annotation, cellular component: plasma membrane. Gene Ontology annotation, biological process: triglyceride biosynthetic process. NCBI's taxonomy places the organism in Eukaryota, Viridiplantae, Streptophyta, Magnoliopsida, Apiales, Apiaceae. The record is from RefSeq and is a predicted model, not a curated record. The transcript has 5 exons. The coding region runs from base 600 to 1058 and encodes 152 amino acids.
UAUUUUUUCCGUUAUCUGUAUUUAUGGACUCUUUCAUUCUUUGUGCUUUGAUUGAGUUUCUAUUUUGAUUUUAUACUUUGUAGCGAGCAAUGUUGAUAAUGAUUUUAUAAACUAUAUUAGGAUGAAAGUACGGUCCAGACAAUGUUGCCAUUGUCAAAUAAGUAUGCUCUGUAUCCAUGGUGUCUCACACUCGGAUUAUUAUAAAGGAAGAAAUGCAAAAAUAAUGAUAGUAGGCUUUUGCAAAUGUAUUGACAACUGUAUCGAAGCUGGUGAGCUGAUCAGUGCUCCUAAACCUGGUGGUAUGAUCGUAUCAACACUUAAGGGCUGCGAUUGUUGAACUCAAUGUGGAGGGGAUGGUUAGGUCAUUAAGUUGGCUGUCGCAAAAGCAUGGAAAUGUUUUGGCCGCAUUGAUGCUUUGGUCAAUAAUGCUAGAAUAAGAGGUGGAACGAAAUCUUCAUUGUAUUUAAGUGUAGAAGGAUGGAACAACGUGGUGAGAACCAACUUAACAGGAUCAUGGCUGGUGUCCAAGUAUGUUGGAUUACACAUGGUCGAAGUAGUUCAAGAAGGCUGCAUCAUUAACAUAUCUUCUUCUUCUGGAAAUGAUACAUGCCUUGAGGCUGUACCUAUUCCAAAUUUUAAUUCAUGUCGGAGACUCUUCAGAUCCUCACGAAUUCAUAAGGGAAGUACACAAAAUGAUGGACAGAAAAAAGAAAUCAUCAGCUGUUUAUAUGACCUCCAGCUUAAUAAAGUGUGUCGGAAAAUUUAGAGGCCCUGAGGUUGCAGCUAAGCUUCUUCAUAGCACACUGAAGGAUUCAAGUAUAACACUUUCAAAUCUAAUUGGAGCAGUGGAACAAAUGGCUAUACAAAAUCAUCCUGUUAAAGGCUUCUACUUCACAGUGGCUGGUGUUCCUGUGAGCAUUGGUUUUGCGAUUGUUAGUUAUAUAGGGAAGCCGAGGGUUGCAAUUGCUUCAGAGAAAGGCUACAUCGAUGCAGAUAAAUUCAAGUCUUGCAUUCUUGAGGCUUUCUAUAUCAUCUGUAAAAUUAUUGCUGAUGUCUAAAUGUGUUUCAGUGAAAUUUAUAUAUUAAUAAUCAAUAUGAAAACAGAUUUUUUCGCCAAAAUUUUCCUAGAAGAGAAGGACAGCAAGACUUGACUUGAUUAUAGUUAGACGACGACGAACAAACACUAAAAGUUCUGGUGCAGGUAUCUAAGAGGAAAAAGUAUCAAUUAGAAUCCACGAGUCUCUAAAUAAACAGUGAUUCUUGCCAAUGUAAUUAGGAACUGUUUUUUUAAUCAUAUUAUUAUAUGUUAUUACUUCUGGAAAGGUACGUACUAUACCUGCUCCUUAAAUCAAAACUGUUUCGCAUCUUCUCCUUAUUUUCAUUUUUCUUGAAUGUGAACAUUAUUAGUUUGCAUUUUUUUUUAAUUACAAAAUUUUGCACUCACACGAGUAGCCUGGAGUCGGGAUAUGCUAUUCAAAUAUGGCCUGAAGGCUGGGUAUGCUUUUCAGAGAUGAUGUUUGCUUAUGUAUAGAUGUACCUUUUUGCUGCCCUUUUUCUAUUCGGAUUUAUACCAACAAUUGUUGCUGCCUUUUUUAGUGCAUAAUGAAUUUGGUCAGAGCAAUACACAACUAAGCUGCCAAUUUUUUCCAUCCAUAUUGACUUAACUUUUGAUAUCUUGCAACAGCAAGUGUACAUAUGAUGGCUUCACAAGUGCUUCCCUGCAACACAACGCUGCCUCCACCAGAUAAAGGAAAGAUUUAGGAAGUCAAAGAAUUUGUCCAAUUCAAUCCACAAGUAUGUUUUCCAGUUCAGUUGCAGCUGGAGAAGACAUCUAAUUGAAUCCGACAAUGUUCAAGCUAAGACUAAACAUUUCACCAAGUAAACCAGCAGUAUUCCCGCUUGAAGGGAAAUAAGCAAAGAAGUUAGCACUUUGCCAAUGUGUGAUGUCGGGGAUAAUUUUGUUUUGUACAUCUCGGAGAAUUGUUUGAAAUGGUUCGGGGCUGCAUAGGACGGAUUCAUAUAUGAUUUUGUUAGAUAGCCCGGUAAACUUGGCUUCUAACAGGAUACUUAUGAACUUCAUGAUAGUAAUCUGCCAGAAAAUCAAUCAUUAAGUGGCAUUGCUUUUUAAACUCUCCAGGGUUUAAACUUUAGAGGAUUCAUCAGAUUUGUCAUCAGAUUUAUAAAUCCAGAUGUUGGUUUAAUUAGAUAUGAUGCAUGCAUUCAUCAUCUAUGACUCUCUUAAUAUAUUGGAACUCAUUAGUUUUUGACAGGCA